CGGUUCCGGGGCGGGCGGCGCAGGGGCCGCGGCCAUGGCGCGCCGGCAGAAGGCGAAGGCGGCGGCUGCGGGCAAGCGCAAGGCUCCCGCCGCGCUGCCCAGUCCGGCCUCCUCCUCGGAGGACGAGGCGGACGAGGCCCCGGAGGAGCUGCCCUUCGGCGUGGCGAGGGAGGCGGCCGAGGCCGAGCGGAAGCUCGUGGGGGAGGCGGCGCGGAGGCACCGGGAGCUGCUGAAGGAGAAGCGGCGGCGGCACCAGGAGCUGUUCGCGGAGCAGAAGAAGCGCAAGCUGCUGCCCGAGGCCGUGCUGCAAGAGCUGCAGGAACUGCAGGAGCUGCAGGAUGUGUCCUCACGGCCCGCUGAGCAGGCUGCAGCAGAUGACCCAGUUACUCUAGGUGAAGAACUUGAAGCUGAGGCUGUAGAGCUGGAGCAAGGCCAGGCCCAAAGGCAAGGCCAAACUGAAGUGCAGAAGAAAAGCAAGAGGAGCAAGGGUGCCAGGACAAAAGGGAACUACGUGGCUGUAUGCUUGAAAGACCACAGUGCAACAGGCCUCCACCAACAGCUGGCCAGAGACUUCCUAAAUGCUCAGCUCUAUGGGCCACACACCAACCGCGUACCGGCAAAUGAAUUUUUCUCCCUUGCAAACAAGAGAGGCCCUGUCAAAAAAGCUGCUGUUCAGUUUGUGGACAAGUCUUGGGGGCAAGAUAAAAAGGAAAAAGCAGCAAGGUUUAAGAAACGCUGGCUGGCAACACAUAUUAAAAAUGGAGUUUGAAGACAGUUUUUUCAGAAGAUGCUGCUUAAGGACUUUUAGUGACAGUUGAUCUCAACACAACACAGGUGUUUUUCCUACUUCAUCAUCACUCUGCUUUCAGCUCCAGCCAGCAGAAGGCACUGAGUUGAGCCUGAUUGGAUUUCCCUGUUCUCUUCUCUCCCCUUUCAGAAGUUCUUGGGGAAGCUACAGAGCAGCCAGGCCAGUGUUUUAGAACAGCUGGUGCUAGGACCAGGCUUGCUGAGCUGCCUCCGUGAGGCAAUGCCUUUGCAGAGAAUAAAGAUGAGCAAUGUUGUACCUAC
This is a messenger RNA of Haemorhous mexicanus (house finch), 1068 nucleotides long. RefSeq names its product nucleolar protein 7 (gene NOL7). Lineage: Eukaryota; Metazoa; Chordata; Aves; Passeriformes; Fringillidae. The transcript is spliced from 8 exons. The coding region runs from base 35 to 769 and encodes 244 amino acids. The record is from RefSeq and is a predicted model, not a curated record. Gene Ontology annotation, cellular component: nucleus. Gene Ontology annotation, molecular function: RNA binding.